Mizuhopecten yessoensis (Yesso scallop) is the source of this 2523-nucleotide messenger RNA. RefSeq lists its product as uncharacterized. Gene Ontology annotation, molecular function: GTPase activity. The transcript has 12 exons. NCBI's taxonomy places the organism in Eukaryota, Metazoa, Mollusca, Bivalvia, Pectinida, Pectinidae. The record is from RefSeq and is a predicted model, not a curated record. Bases 107 to 1453 code for a protein of 448 amino acids.
GACGGAUGUAGACGGCGAUACCUUCGCAUAUUAAACACGAAAGGGACCUGUCGGAAUCGAGAAUAAAUUCUGCGAUUGAAACCGGUUUUUGAGGAGCUGGAUCGGGAUGUCGGGGAAAGUGAGACACAGAACGUCAGCGAAUGCGGCAGACUCCGCCACUCAAUCGGUGAACGAAAAGAUCUUGAAAGAAUGUCAUUCUCUCUACAUCGAUCCCGAAAACGGUUUGGUGAAGAUUGCAGAGAGUCUGGGGAUCAGUCUGUUGGCGCCAAGGAAGAAGAUCACAGUACUGAUGAUAGGAAACCACUCUGCAGGCAAAAGUUCCUUCAUUAAUUGGUACGUAGAAGAACAUGUCCAGAGAACCGGGGUAGCCAUAGAGACACAGGGUUUCACCUUCGUCACGAGUGGCCGCAAACGAGAAUCGUUGACGGGAAAUGCCACGUUACACCUGUAUCCUCAUUUUGAACCACUGCGACAGAUCGAAGGGGUCACAGAUUACCUGACCACGGAGAUUUCCACGUCCAAGCAGAAGAGGUUCAGUCUGGUGACGUUUGUGGACACGCCUGGCUUGGUGGACGGGGAUAUGAAGUAUCCGUUUGAUGUCAACCAGUCUAUCUUAUGGCUAGGAGAUUUGGCUGAUCUGAUCUUCGUCUUCUUUGAUCCCAUCGGACAAGCUUUAUGCAAGCGAACUUUGAACUUGGUGGAAGAACUGAGUCACAAACAUGCUGAUAGAAUGAGGUUUUACCUGAGUAAGGCUGACGAGGCAGGACAUGAGAGUGACAGACAGAGAGUGAUGAUGCAGAUUGUCCAAGAACUGUGUAAGCGACCUGGACUCAACAGAACAGGGUUCGACAUGCCCACCAUUUACGUACCCAACAUGAACUCUAAGGGAAGCCGCUGUGCUAACCAGAUAGAGGAGGUGUGCAAGGACAUCGAGAAGACCAUCAAUCAGACGAUACAGAACACGCUCAACAGUCUGGAGCGCGACUGUCACCAAAUCGCAGAUAUGGUCACCACGAAGCUUCAGGAGGACAGCGUGAAGGCAUCUAACAACCUGAGAGCGAGGUUCCGGGGAGCUGCCUGUGGUUUCUGCGGACUUAUCUUACCGAUGUUACUGCUGACAACCUUCAUGUUCAGUACCAGACGAGACUUCGUCAAAAAGAUGCUGGGCAACAAUCUCUAUAUCACCAUCUACGGCUACUUGGGUAUCCUGGUAUCGGUUUGGGAGGGUAUACCUAAGGAAUACACGUCCUACGUCUUGUUUGGAAUCCUUGGUAUUGCCCUCUUGAUGCUGCUCGUUGCUAAGUUUGCCUCCCGGACGAAAACAACAUUAUCUCGGAAACAGAAGCGAUCUCUUGGAGAAAUUAAGGAUCAUGUGCUUACUACAGUAAAGGCCAAGAAGCAAAACCUUUAUUCUGAAUACCUCAAGCAAAGUGUGGCAGACCAUGACCUUUGAUGACCCAAACACAACCUUUGACCUUCAUCUCAUCCGUCACGGCUCUUCAUUCCUGACUCAUUUAGGAAGGAAGGGAGGGACAUCACUCAUUAGCCAUGGGACCAGAUUCUCACAUUUCAUCACAAAAGAAAUCUACAUCUAUUUAUUUUUCAUAACAUUUUCUUGUUAUCACAAAUAACUUUUUCAACAUUUUUGUGAAAUGUGAUAAGUGCUAUAAAUGACUGCUAUAUCAGUGUUGUUACCUCAAACCAUUUUUGUGAAAUGUCUGAUUUUAUGUUUUGGUUAUGUGUAAUACAGCAGUGCCAUCUGUGAAAUUAAAGACUUAAAAGAAAAUGCAAGUUUUCUCAACACACAUGUGGAUUUAAUGUCUGAAAAAUAUAGGGUGAAGGGGGAGGGGGGCUGAUCGUUUAAAAAAUGCUGAACAAAUUAGUUGUAAUACUUAAUGACAAGGACACAAUUAAGUUUAAGAAGUCUUGCCUUCAAAAUCAUUAUUAUUUUUUCUCUCUUGAUUUUAAAAUGAAAACAAAAGGUGAAUUUUUUAAAUGAACAUUUCAAGACAAAAUGCAUGGAAGUUGGAUAACUUUGCUUGCAUUCACCUUAAAAAGAUAGUUGAAGCAACUGUUCCUAGUUUGGUUGUGUUGUUUAGAUCAUUAAAAGCAGUAUUUAAUUCUUCAAAAUGAUUAAUUUUACAUACAGGUUCAGAAACAAGGAAAUCGCUAUAAAAUGAAUCUCAUGUUGAUUUUUUUUAUCUUUCUUCAGAAACGUUUUAUGAAUGAUAUUAGCUUUAAUCCUGGACAGCGCUCUGGUGUGUGGUGAUGGUGGUGGUAGAGUAGGAGAUCCGCGGUGUAGGAGUCAGAGUUGUUUAUAUAUCAUAGGAGCUAGUCAGGUUCACCAUCAUUGUCAGUAAUGUAUUCAUCACAGCGAUCACCUCAACUUCACAAAGUAUAAAGUAUUUUGCCUAGACAUUGAUUUUUAUUGCUCAGGUUUAGGUUCAGGCUAUUCCGUCUUUGCGUAUUGCAGAGUUAUCUUCUCUUGGGAGCAGGUAUUGAUUGUUAUGUCACUUAUUUGUU